This is a messenger RNA of Fopius arisanus, 3405 nucleotides long. RefSeq lists its product as uncharacterized. The transcript is spliced from 8 exons. Lineage: Eukaryota; Metazoa; Arthropoda; Insecta; Hymenoptera; Braconidae. The record is from RefSeq and is a predicted model, not a curated record. Bases 432 to 3380 code for a protein of 982 amino acids.
UUGUUAGCUGUUGUUGGCCUCGGAAUGCCUCUUGCAAUGCCUCUCGCCCUCUCCGUCUUACUGCCGAGUGAAAGUAGGAUUUUGCUUUCUACCUAUCGUUUGUACUCAGUGACAAAUAUGUUGCCGCACUGAAUCCACUAAAAUGUACGCUCGUUACUCCGUAUAUCUCGGGAUACCUGUGCAAUUAAGAGGAUAUUAGAAUUUUUCUGUGGUACUCUGUUGGUGAACUACUGGAGAAAAAGUGGAGAUAAAGUGGAGAAAAAGUGGAGAAAAAGUGGAGAAAAAGUGGAGAAAAAGUGGAAAUAAUAGUGCACCAUGGUGGAGUAAUUUUCAUUUACUCCUCACUUCCUUUAUUUUCUCCUGUCGAGGUUUAUCACACCUGGGGAUAGGUGGGCUAGGGUACCUCGAGGGUGGUUAUCGGGCUGUGAAUUAUGAAGGUAUUUUCAAUGCACUCCGACGUUAAUGUCGCAAAAUUUCUCAUCGUGGGAUUUGUUCUCAUUGCUGCCUGCACCAGGACCAGUCAGGAUGGGAUCGGAGAGAAUUGGAAUAAUCAGUUACCAACGAAUUCGGUGUAUCCUGGUGGGACCAGGGUCCAGGGCUCCUCGGGGGAUAUGACACUGCAGCCGGAUGAGGGGGCGAGUUUCGAGGAGACCCUGAGGGAUACCGCCAGUGAGGAAGUCGAUUAUGAUGAUGAAUAUGAGGAGAGUGGACACCGACAGUCCAAGGACAUACGCGAGAUGAGAAAUCAACGAAAUUCCUCCCACGAAAUCAAUUCCAAGACAAAAGAGAAGAACCCCAGAGACAGCGCUGAUUACUCUUACUAUUACUAUUACGAUGAUGACUACGAUAACGCCACGAAUUCACAUCUUCCAGACCACCCGGACCCAUCAGUCCCCGAGUCAGCGAGUGGGGCCCCCCCUUUAAAUUCUCCCCUGCCAGCUGCGCGUCCCCAGGAAACCCUGGAAGCCCCCAGUGACCCCCAGAACACCGACGACAGAAUUCUCAUCGGCGAGGCGAUAGUCUCAGUGGUGACAACUAAAAGCGUGGUCAACGGUACGAUAUCAAUUCCAACGCCAUCCCCGAUGACAACAGAGCAGAUGGACGCGCCGCUCCUGGACUCCAGUUUUCCAACGCCUCCAUCCCCAUCAACAACAGAGGACUCAAUAAUCGUAGCAUCGGUGCAGACAAGUCGUAGUAUUUCUGGUGCUCGUUUUCUCCCAUUCGACCUGAAUGGAGAUCUCCCCAGGUCGGCGAACACGAGCGAGGGCACCCGCAAGUCAAUUGAAUCAACGGAAUCGAUAAUCGACAAGUUGGAUCGAGUCCAGUCGGAGUUGUCCAGUGGUUUCCUAACGGGAGGUUUCAGAACAGCUGGAAAUGCACUGCAGCUGGACGUCCUGAGCGAGCAGAGGCCGACGCCGCCGAGGAAGAGUUUCACGACGACGGGAAAACCACCGGUGAUAAGUAAAUUUGUGCCGAAGAGGUACAACGAGCGCAAGGGGCCAACAUCGACGGAGACAGAGGGGAAUCCGGAGGGAACCCUUGAAGGAACAACACCUGGUGGAAUUCCUGAGGUAAUCCAGGGAACAAAUGUCCCCUCCAGGUCCAAGGGGACGUUCAAGUGGCCUUCGUCCAGCCGUAGCAAGGCCUCCACCACUGAAUCCCCGAGAGUCCCUAAAAUUUUCCCUAGAAUCAAAGCUGAUGUCCAGGACAUCAGCGCUUUCCUUCCACCAGGUUUCAAGCUGAAGAAGGAAGAGGAAAACACAGAAAAAUCGAUAAUCAGUGAUAUUCUCGCUAGAUCGAAGAUCAAUGUCUCCUCGCUGUUGCCAGCGAAUUACGAGCCGACGGAGGGGCCCCCUCCGAGUAGCACAGAGUCGUCUGGAGGCUCCAUUCAGGAUCUCUUCAGCAAGUCCAAUGUUGAUAUCAGUGCAUUCCUCCCAGCUGGGUACAAUAAGGAAAUUAAAUCGGAGAAAAGAGAGAGGGAAAAGGAGGAGAAGAGAACGACGACAGCAUCGCCGAUUCAGAAGACCCUCCAGGAGUUGUUCUCCAAAUCGGCGCCGGAUAUAUCGGCAUUGCUGCCAGUGGGCUAUGAUAAGGAAAAAAACGCAACCCGGGAGAUCGGUACCACGGAGGGGACCACCGAGGGAACCACCAAGCCUUCUGGUGGCGUUAAAUUAGUCUUCCCUAGUCGACCUGGAGGGCGAAAAGCUGUACAGAAAGCUGCCACUCCCAUGAGUCGGGCUAAUGAGGCACCCACUGCUGUUACUCCCAAAAUUCAGAAGGGCUGGCCCACCAGAGCUACAACCGAGUUCACAGGGUGGCCGACGCCUUCAACCACUCCCAUCUCCAUCGAAAAGCUCCUGGAGGCUGCCAGAACGGCAACAAUCAGUUCCAUCAACAGCUCGAUCAUACCAAUCACCAGUGAAGCAUCAACGACACCUUCGACAACGACAACAACAACUACUGUACGACCCACAACCCCUGGGUACUGCACUGAGGAGUGCGAAGUCGCUGGGACCAUCAGGAUUAUCGGAAAUGCCACCUGGGUACCCGAGCUCUUUGAUAGAAACACCAGAGAGUGGCAGGACCUGGCUAAUGUCGUCGAGAAGGAGAUCAAUCUCGUCUAUAUAAAAUCAGCGAUUCUCCGGAAAUGGUACAAGAAUGUGCGAAUCGAUGCGUUCAGCCCUGGGAGCAUUUUAGUAGACUACUUCGUCGAGCUCCAGGAUCUCACUCAACGAAUCAACACUCAAGAACUGAGAGUUCUGUUCCACGACUCCUUGAGAACUUAUAACGCCCACAAAUGGAACGAAUCGAGAACCACGAAGGCCCCACUGAGACUAGGAGAAUUCCUCAUCGACCCGAAAUCCACGGAUUUCGUUGUAAUUCCAAGAGUGAGUUUGCCACAACACAUCGAGAGGGAUGACAGACUGAUACCCCAGUGGGCCAUUGCUGUCAUUGUCAUUGGAGUUGGAGGACUAGUGUUCAUCAUCAUCUUCGGGGUUUCUGUGCUGGUCAAUCGACAGAACACUGCGAAGCUGCGGCCCUCAGUCUCGGGAAUGUAUACUGAGGAAGCAGCCAAGAACAUCAUCCAGGCGAGCCAAGCAGCCACUUCUCACAGGUCCUCCCAGGAUUACCCUAAAUCGGAAAUCUCCACAAUUUGGAAUGAGACUGACGCAUGGAGAGAAAAAUCAUUCGAGUCCAACUCGAACAAGAUUUUGGUUGAUGGAAUUCGGCAGGACGAGAAGAAAUACAAUGUUUACGACAGUUGGAGAUCGGAAUGGAAUGGAUACUAUUACCAGCCCUCGCAGUCAAGCAGCAAAUUCCAGGGAUACGAAAGCAGUGCCUACUCUCACCAUCCGCCAGAUUAUGACACGAAUUUUUGACGAAUCAAGACUAAAUUUAUUAAAA